This is a messenger RNA of Colletotrichum navitas, 1028 nucleotides long. RefSeq names its product casein kinase substrate phosphoprotein PP28-domain-containing protein. The transcript is spliced from 3 exons. Gene Ontology annotation, cellular component: cytosol. Gene Ontology annotation, molecular function: RNA binding. Bases 122 to 889 code for a protein of 255 amino acids. NCBI's taxonomy places the organism in Eukaryota, Fungi, Ascomycota, Sordariomycetes, Glomerellales, Glomerellaceae. The record is from RefSeq and is a predicted model, not a curated record.
ACCCCGCCAUCCACCCCUUGCGCCAACGACUUUUGAUAAGCAUCCCACUCUUCAACCCCGCAACAAUUUGCGCUCUACCCAGACAAUUUAGCCAAAGGAAACAAUUCAAAUCACAGUCAAGAUGGCAGGCGGACAACCAGGAUCCAACUCUCGCGGCCGCGGUGGCAAAUUCAGGAAGUUUACCCGUGGAGGUGGCAAGCAUUUCUCCCGUGACCUUAGACCCCUUGACGCCGAUGGCAACGAAGUCAACAUGUGGUCUGCCGAUUCGAAGAAGCAAGGUGACGACGAGAGCUCCGAAGAAGACUCUGAGGAGGACUCUGAGGAGGAGUCCGACUCCGAGGGUGACGGCAAGCCCCAGGCCGAGAUGACCCGUGCCGAGCGAAAGGCCGCCGCCAAGGCCCGCAAGGACGCCGCCGUAGCCAAGAAGAGAGCCCAGGCCGUCGAGGUCGGCGACCUGCCCCCCUCCGACUCGGAGGAGAGCAGUGAGGACGAUGCCGACAUGCCCGCCAACCCCAACCACUCCAAGGCUGCCCGCAACCAGACCAAGGCUCCAGUCGCCGCCCCCGAGGUCGACGAAGCUGCUGAGGGCGUCAAGAAGCUGACGGUUGCCAGCAACCGCAAGGAGCGCGAGAGCAUGGAGGCUGCGCAGGCCAAGGAGAGAUAUCGCAAGCUGCACGAGGCCGGCAAGACGGACGAGGCCAAGGCUGACCUCGCGCGCUUAAGACUUAUCCGUGAGCAGAGAGCUGCCGACGCUGCUCGCCGAGAGGCCGAGAGAGAGGAGCGCGAGGCCCAGGAGGCCGCCAAGAGACAGGAGAUCGAGGCAAAGGAGGCCAAGAAGAGAGAGGCCGCCCUUGGUCCUGUUAAGAAGGGCAAGAAGUCGAGCAAAUAAGGCGACCCUCAACAUAUCGGACUCUCGAUGCUCUUUGGUAAUCCGGUUGCAACUUCCCAUCAUAUACCAUCGUUUUCCCUGGUCCAUAUUCGUUCGCAGCAUAGCGUGCGUUGGAUACUCACGUCUGAACCACAAUGUG